This is a messenger RNA of Sander lucioperca (pikeperch), 2834 nucleotides long. Its product is annotated as carcinoembryonic antigen-related cell adhesion molecule 5-like. The transcript has 14 exons. The coding region runs from base 1 to 2601 and encodes 866 amino acids. Lineage: Eukaryota; Metazoa; Chordata; Actinopteri; Perciformes; Percidae. The record is from RefSeq and is a predicted model, not a curated record.
AUGGAAACAUCUGUGAUACUGUUGAUCAUCCUGGGAGCCAUCUCAGCAUAUUCAGACAGGAUCACCCUCUUCAGAUCUACUGGAUCUCUAGAGCUCAGGAAUCUGACCCUUAGUGACCGUGGAGAAUACACCAUCACCAUUAUACCAGAUGGUGCAGCACAGCAGAGAGGAAACUGCAGACUGGACAUACAAGCACCGAUCUCUAAUGUGGUGGUAACUCUCAGCAGCACAGACUUGGUGGAGUCCAGCAGCUCUGUCCGUCUGUCCUGCUCCUCCUCUGGAUCCUCUCUCUCUUUCCUCUGGCUGAACGGCAGCUCUGAGGUUACAGCCAGUGACAGAGUUCAGCUCACUGAUGGAGGCUCCACUCUCACUAUAGUUAACGUGACCCGCUAUGACCAGGGACCAUUCAGGUGUCGUGUGUUUAAUCCUGUCAGUAAUGGCACCAGUGAUCCAGUAACCAUCUCCAUCAGCUACGGCCCAGAAAAUAUUAAUUUGACACUAUCUCCAUCACAAGAAUACGUUGAGGAAGGGUCAGACAUCACCCUGUCAUGCUCAGCUGUCUCCAAACCUUCUGCCUUAAUUCAGUGGUUUCUGAAUGGAGACCUGCUGUCUGAUACUGGACCAGAGCUCAGAAUGAUGAACAUUCAGAUGAGUCAGAGUGGGAACUACAGCUGUCAGGCCUUUAACGACAAAACUCUGAGAUCUCAAACAUCUCAGCCUUCAGCUGUUACUGUACUGGCACCAGUAUCUAAUGUAAUGGUAAAUUCCAGCACCACAGACAUUUUAGAGUCCAGCAGCAGCUCUGUCCGUCUGUCCUGCUCCUCCUCUGGAUCCUCUCUCUCUUUCCUCUGGCUGAACAGCAGCUCUGAGGUUACAGCCAGUGACAGAGUUCAGCUCACUGAUGGAGGCUCCACUCUCACUAUAGUUAACGUGACUCGCUACGACCAGGGACCAUUCAGGUGUCACGUGUUCAAUCAUUUCAGUAACUGCACCAGUGAUCCAGUAAACCUCCUCAUCAUUUUCGGCCCAGAAAAUAUCAACUUGACACUAUCUCCGUCACAAGAAUAUUAUGACGAAGGGUCAGACAUCAUCCUAAAGUGCUCAGCUGUCUCCAGACCUGCUGCCCAGUUUCAGUGGUUCCUGAAUGGAGACCUGCUGUCUGAUACUGGACCAGACCUCAGAAUGAUGAACAUUCAGAUGAGUCAGAGUGGGAACUACAGCUGUCAGGCCUUUAACAAUAAAACUAUGAAGAAUCAAACAUCACAGACUGCAGCUAUCGCUGUUGUAAAAUCACAAGUCUCCAAUGUUGUAAUAACUCCCAACACCACAGACUUGGUGGAGUUCAACAGCUCUGUCUGUCUGUCCUGCUCCUCCUCUGGAUCCUCUCUCUCUUUCCUCUGGCUGAACAGCAGCUCUGAGGUUACAGCCAGUGACAGAGUUCAGCUCACUGAUAAAGGCUCCACUCUCACUAUAGUUAACGUGACACGCUACGACCACCGACCAUUCAUUUGUCAUGUGUUCAAUAAUUUCAGUAAUUACACCAGCGAUCCAGUUAAACUCUACAUCAGCUUUGGGCCAGAAAAAACUAAUUUAAAGCGGUCGCCAUCACAAGAAUACUUUAAGGAAGGGUCAAACAUUGACCUGAUGUGCUCAGCUGUCUCCAGACCUGCUGCCCAGUUUCACUGGUUUCUGAAUGGAGACCUGCUGUCUGAUACUGGACCAGAGCUCAGACUGAUGAACAUUCAGAUGAGUCAGAGUGGGAACUACAGCUGUCAGGCCUUUAACAGCAAAACUCUGAGAUACGAUACAUCUCAGCCUGCAGCUGUCUUUGUACUAACACCAGUCUCCAAUGUGGUGGUGACUUCCAACAACACCCACUUAGUUGAGUUCAACAGCUCUGUCCGUCUGUCCUGCUCCUCCUCUGGAUCCUCUCUCUCUUUCCUCUGGCUGAACAGCAGCUCUGAGGUUACAGCCAGUGACAGAGUUCAGCUCACUGAUGGAGGCUCCACUCUCACUAUAGUUAAUGUGACCCGCUACGACCAGGGACCAUUCAGGUGCAACGUGUUGAAUGGUGCCAGUAGUGGAAUCAGCCAGCCGGUGAAUCUUUUCAUCCAACAUGGACCUGAUAAUGUGGCCAUCAAAGGACCUGAAUCAGUACGUGUUGGAGAUUUUACAAUGCUUUACUGCUCCACUACGUCUGUACCAUCAUCAACUUUCACCUGGCUUUAUAAUGGAAAGCCAACCAGUUUGCAUGAGGCUGUGUACAUCAUAAAAUCCAUUAAAAGCUUGGACAGUGGGACGUACACCUGCUCUGCUAUUAAUGCUGCUACAGGGCUGAGUCAAACAGUGAGCCACAAGUUAACUGUUGUAGAUUUCUCAGACUGCUCACUUGCUGCUGGAAGAGCUUCUGUCGUAACAGCUGGAUGUCUUAUUAUUAUUGCAACAGUGUGUGGAACAAUUGUGUAUGGUAUAAGGAGAAAAAGAGUCAAUAACAAUUAUGCAGCACAUCGGAAAGAAAAAAUUAGUGUGAAAGAGAACCGAUCAGACGUGUAUAAGAUUUCAGUAACAGCAAAGAACAAUUUGUCUUCCUUUGAAGCAUAAAAAAUGAGGAAACACAAACACACAAGAAGCCUUCCACAAUUUCCGAGACCAACAGCCUCAAAGAAAAACAGCAGUUUUUUUGUUGUUUAUUUUCAUUUAUUCAACCCAACUAUUUUCUGCUUCCUUCAGAUUACAGUUCAUUGUGCUGAGUUUGAUGUUAGAUGCAUAGCUGCAUUGCAACAUUUGUGAAACCUGGUUUUACUAAAAUGACUGAAGGUUUUGCAAGAAUUUGC